Drosophila elegans is the source of this 1351-nucleotide messenger RNA. RefSeq lists its product as uncharacterized. Lineage: Eukaryota; Metazoa; Arthropoda; Insecta; Diptera; Drosophilidae. The record is from RefSeq and is a predicted model, not a curated record. The transcript is spliced from 2 exons. Bases 1186 to 1347 code for a protein of 53 amino acids.
AUUUUAAGUUUGUCGCUGGCCGCGUUCGGUUGUCCGGCUAGCUAGAUAGCCGCCACAGAAAAAUACGAUAACAAACGACCGAUAUCCCCUCUCGCACCACACGCAGCGGAAGAUCGCGGAAAAUCAGAAAACUCCGAAAAACAUCGGAUAAGCGUUUUUAUUUUGUUUACCCUUUCGGUUCGUUCUUAUUAUUUUGUUAGUUCUGGUAAUUUUCUUUACGUUACGUGUGCUAACACAAGAAAGAACAAAACAAGACGGCAAAUGCAGGCGUCAAAGAUAGCGCCAAAAAUAAAAAAAAACAAACUGACAAAAAAAGCAAAAAUCAUUGUUAUUGCAUGGAAAAUUACUACAGAAAUUUCUUGCAAAAGCAACUGCCAAUAAAGCAAAAUAAAAAAAAAGCAACUCAAUCCGAAAAAACAAACUAAAAAAUCAAAACCAAAACUGAAACUGAAACAACAACAAGGCAAGAGCAUAAAUUAGAUUGGCCUCAUAGACGAAUAACAACGAACUCGAGCCGCGUAAACAAAUUAAACGAUGCUGGCCAUUGUUGUUGCUGCUGCCGCGGUUCAAAUUUAAAUAUAAACUAUUAUUGUUAUCUGUGUUUGCCGUUGUCUAUGCUUUCGCGCCAAAUGCAAUCGUUUUGGGGGAAAUUUCGUUUGACUUACAUAAUUAAUGAGUGGGCAAGAGCAUAAAUCAAAAAAUCGGCCAAGAAUUAUUUAUGAAUUCGAGCGAAAUCCCAUGUCGCUUCACACCCGCACAACUAUUUCUUUCGCUAGCUUUUCAUUUCAAAAUUGCUUUUUUGAUCAAAACAAUAUUUCAUCCACAGUUGUUCGUGUUUUAUGUUUGGACCCCAACCUCUUCGUCGAUUCCCAAGGGAAAACAGACUACAAUUAGUUAAUAAAUGUUAUGUGUUAUCAGAAAACAAGGGAGAGAAAGAACUCACUCUAAAGCGGUUUAAAAGACAAACAGAAAAAGAAAAAUAACGGUGAGCGCACUUCCUCCCAGUCUCUUAAUCAAAUGAACCGAAAUUUAAAGAGAUUACAAUUAUCGCGUUUAAGUCUAUGAAGAGAGUUUUAAUACGGAGAACAAACGGUUAACAAAAGUAAAACCAUCGAAAUCAACUGAGAUUCCGGCGGGAAAAUUGCCAAGUGCAAAGUGGAAAGGUCAUCGUGCCCAAAUCGACAAAUGAAAACCAAAAACAAGAUCAGCAUCAACAGCACCAACUGCCAAUGCUUUUGUCACUCGAGUCAAGGAACCGCAGUUAUUGAUGAGAAGAACGUACUGAGGAUACACAGCCAUACGUACAAGUGCUUGAAUCACAAUCCGCGACCUCGGAUACUUGGCUAGUAUU